AUGGCUAGAGACCUGUACUCCCAGUUCAGUGCACAGACUGCCACGUACAACGUUGCCGAGAUGGCAGAAAAUCUAUUAAAUGUUUCUUUACCUGAUGGUUUUCUUCCAAAGGGAUCACCCAGGACAUCUACUCCAUUUGGUACAGCGCAUGGCAGAGAGAAAAGAGUGUCUAAUGAUGUGGAAAACUAUUACAGACCUUCAAUGCUUGAGGACCCAUGGGCUGGCCUAGAGCCAGUUUCUGUUACAGACAUAAACCAACAAUACAGCAGUGAGCAAACAACAUAUACUGGUAAAAAAGGGAGGUAUUUCAGCUAACACUUUUAAAGGCCAAAUAACUCCAUCUUGUCAGGAAAACUUUGGGACAAAAUCUUUAUACUUACACAAGAUGAACAAUAAUCAAGACCUUAGAUAAUGCUUUUAUUUGAUCACAUGUCCACCCUUUUAUCCUACUUUUUUUUUAUUGCAUUGGAUAUUUUUAUGUAUGGGAGGGAAAAGGAGUGGUAGGAAAACUUACAUUUCUGGCUACGUGGAAGUGCCUACCAGCUUUGAAGAACAAAGUGUUCUUUAAUCACCAGCGACUGAUUUGUGACUGUUAAAACAGGUUUCCAUAUAUUUACCUCUUCCAUGCCAGGUUUAGCCUUUUAUUGUAAACUCCUUUAGUAAAUGGUAUUUUUUUAUGUUUCAACAUUUUUAGAAUGAAGUAACUUGGAAAUAAAAUAAAGUUUUGUAAAUCCUUGUUUUGUAAUGUAUAAAGAUUAUUUUAGGACUUUUGUUAAGGUGUACACAUUAACACCAAUAGUACUAGUGAAAUUAGGUGACUUCUGUAAAUGUGCUUGUAUGCUGUAGUUAACCUCUGAUUUUGUGCACAGUAUUUUUUGUUAAUUGUAGUGUAACAUGAAACGUGACUUUUAGCCAUCUCAGGAAGCAAAUGUAUUGUCUUUGGAAAGUUUAAUUUGUUGAACCAGCUCUUGAGUCAUAAACAUAAUUCUGUAAUCAUUUGGUUUUGUAUUUAAAAAAAAAAAAAUCAUACUUGGAACAAAUUUAGACAUUUCUGGAUUAUAGUAACAAGUCUGUUCAGUGGAAAUUUAAGUCUAAGGGACACAUAAAACAUCAAGAUUAAGCGCAGAUGUAUUUUCUGGAUCCACCUGUUAGAAUAGCAUAGAAUGAAUGAAAGUUUGUUAUACAGUUGACAUUAGUACAUGCAUAGCAUCUUUUUUUUAUCUGUAAAGAUUUUUCAAUUUUUUUUAAAUGAUUUUUUAUUUUUACCUAUGGCAGGCAUCUUUGCCUAGAGAAGUCUUGUUUUGUGUGCAUGCAUGCUAUAUUUUUAUACUGAAGAGGAAAACAGUGAGGUUUUUUCAGAGCUUGUCUGUAUGUGGAAGAUCCAUUCUUAAAUACAGUAGUCAAUAUUGUAAUCUAGAAUAAAUAAGAAAUAGUUACAGCUGUAGGCAUGCUCUUAACAUGCCAUGUUAAGCCUGCAGUAGAUACCUAAAUUUUUGUUGAACAUACUGUUAUUUGUUUGUUGAUCUUGGCUUUUAAGCAGUAGGUGGAGGGUGAAAACUUAGUUAAAAAUAAAUAAAAGCAUUAGUUCAGUUUUCAAAACAUAUGUUUUGUUUUAAGCUUCUUACAUACUUCACAGAAAACAUUUUUUUUGUAGUCCUGAAGCAUGGUUAGGUAGAAGAGCACAGAGAAUCACAUUAGACUGUUCUUAGUGACUUGUCUUUUGCUGAGGUAGAAUAGUCCUAUAUACUUUAUCUGUUUCAGCAUAAAAUGUCUUGGCUUAAUACCACCUUCAGGAACAGCUUCAAACUGGAAGGGGGGUUAACAUGUUGAAAUGUGCCAGCUGAGUCUCUUGCACUUUUAUGACCAUCAUCUAAAGUUUGUCACUUGUGUCUUCCCCCAGUCGACCUUAUUGUUUUAGUAUUCUAUCCAAAAAGGCUGCUUAGAGAACUGAGAACGUAAUGCCUGCUUGAUAUCGAGAAUGGUUAAAUCUUCAUCCCAGAAUCAAAACUGAGCCUUAAAUGGCAGCUAUCAGUAUCAUUAUCUGUAACCCGUACCAGCAAAAGUGAGAUGACUUGACAAGUUGUAGAUAGUCUUCAGAAUUUAUAAAUCGAUGUCAUUGUGAAAAGUGAAGUAUAAAGUUUUCUUUCCUUUUUUUUAACCUUGUCAGGUGCUGUAAAGCUCACAAAAAAGUUACAGGGUGCUUAACCGAGUCAUCUUUUUUGUUACUAUUUCAUUUGUAAUUCAGUGCAGUUUACUUUUUGCAAUAUUUGGUGAUCUUGGGGAAACAGAUACAAUGUUAUUUAAGAGACGAAAGCUAUGACAUGUUCCUGGUUAGACAUGAGAAGAAACUGGGUUUGGAAAGGAGAAAGGAAAGGAAAAGGAUUCAUGACAGAAGAGAGACUGUUAGAGGUGGGACUGCUUAUACAGUAGCCAAUAUCAGCUGCCCUUGCACAUUGCAAAGAUGCGUUUUUCCACUUUGGCUUUGCAGUUGACCCAGGGAUCAAAGCCAGCCUCCUCUGGUAAUAACUGUUAACUCCUGGAACCGGGUGUCAGACAUCAACGAAGGUAAUUGUUCCAGAAAGAGAAUUGAGGAAAUAAUCUUGAAGCGUUGUUUAAUCAAUACAGGCCUUCCACAAUGCCAUCUGUUAAGCUGCUGCUCCAGUGCACUUCAGGAUAUGACCCAACAAUUUUAAGUACAUCAUACUGCUAAAGACUCCAAUAAUUUGGUCAAGAGUCGGCAAGGAAUUAAAAUGUAGACGUAUUAAACUUACCUCAUCAUACUGCACCAAAAACUUAAAAAUGAUUCACCUUUCUGGCUUCUAGGAGAAAUUCUGCAAUUACAGUAGAAUUUAAAGAUGUCGUUGUUGAAUAGCUGUAAAAUGCAUGAACACGUGUUCAGAACUAUAAAUACAAUGUACUUAAAGCCAAUUUAAGCUUUGCCUUUUUUGCUAUGAUAUCCAGGAGGCUUAAGCACUUAAUUUCUCACUGAUUUUUCUCCUUCUUCCCAUAUGGCAAACGUUCUUUUUCCCCACAUGUUUCUAAUGGAGACAGGAUAUAUCACUUCCUCAUUUGUUAAUGAAGCCACUUCAUAAUAACAGUAUGGCUCUGGAAACAGCAUUUAAUGAUAAAAAGUACAUCACAAAUACAUCUGUUCUUCAUGAGCCCAUGAAACAAAAUAGUUUCUGUGUCUUGUUAAUGAAGGGAUUCUUCUGUAAUGAACACAUUCCGUAAGAGUACGGGCAUUGUUCUUUCUUCAGCAGACUUCUUAGGCUUUAAGGUAAGUCAUUUAGCUCCUUUUUCAGAAGUUGGGAUUGAUGCACUUCUUUUCCAUUCUGUUUUGUUUGUAUUGUGUUUGUGCAUCAAGUCUGUCUGACUUUCCAUUCGGUUGUUGUAAAGGAGUUGUGUAACUCAUGGCUAACUUUUCUAGCAAAAACUUAAUUUCAUUUGUGGCUGUUUGCUCCUAUGUUUAACAGUGAACUGCAUUGCUACUACAUUGUGCUAAUAUCACAGUAAAAUAACUUAGGUCAGCCGAGUACAAUUCUGUGUAACAUGGCAACACACCGGGUGGGGAGUUACCCCAAGUUGUGUACUGUAAUACUUCAAAGAUAGUUCAGGUUUGGGUUUUUGCUGUGACUUUAUAAUACAGAAUAUUCAUUCUUCUCUGGUACUUUGCACACACUAUUUUACAUUAAAAUUGUAAAACCAUUUAGAAUGUUAAAAUUUCAAUUAAAACAGGAUUUUAAAAAUUCUUAUCAAGCUACUUCUCGUUAGAAUUAGCAAUAAGGUAUUCGGACGUAGCAUUUUUCUAAUGUCAAAACUGGGAACGCUUUACAGGGGAAAUGCUUCUGGUCAACAGAAUGGGUAACUACUUUUGCAGUCAGGUUGUUUAUGUGCUCUUCACUUUCAUAUAAUGUGUUAAUUAGACAUCUGAGGGGGAACAUUUGAAACAUGCAUUAUAUGGGAAGUCUACAAGCAGCUAUUCAACUCCCUUCUAAAGAAAAGUUUUUGUAGCCUGUUUGGGUUUCAAGUUGUGUUUUUGAGUAAUCUCACUGAUGUCAGAGGAUUUACUCAUGCAACCAAGAUACGUAAGUAUCUAACAUUACAGUCUGAAAAUUGUAUCAUCCAUUUGUCUGUCAGUGCUUUUUACCAAUUAUGCAAUAAACUGCUCUGUUUAGC
Pygoscelis adeliae (Adelie penguin) is the source of this 4176-nucleotide messenger RNA. RefSeq names its product M-phase specific PLK1 interacting protein (gene MPLKIP). NCBI's taxonomy places the organism in Eukaryota, Metazoa, Chordata, Aves, Sphenisciformes, Spheniscidae. Gene Ontology annotation, cellular component: nucleus; midbody; centrosome. The coding region runs from base 1 to 315 and encodes 104 amino acids. The transcript is spliced from 2 exons. The record is from RefSeq and is a predicted model, not a curated record.